UGUUGUCUUGCCGGAAGUGCGUGGCUAUGUGGGAAAUGGCGGCGGUCAGGAGAACGCUACAUCCUGCUUUGUUGUGGCUUUCUCCUGGUAAAUUUUUGGCAGUAUUAAACGUUUUUCUCUUAACGCUGACAGCGGUACGUGCUGAUGUAUUGUCCGAAGAUGGUGCCUUCCGCGCUGGUCAGUCAGCGAGCUCCCCCGCCGCCGCGGUCGCCCGAGACGUAAGGUACCUGCUGUAUGACGUGAACCCGCCCGAGGGCUUCAACCUGCGGCGGGAUGUUUACAUCCGCAUGGCCAGCCUGGUGAAGACCCUGCGUAACCACGGCGACUGGGUGCUGGUGCUCCCGCCGUGGGGCCGCCUGUACCACUGGCAGAGCCCGGACAUCCACCAGGUGCGCAUCCCCUGGAGCGAGUUCUUCAGCGUCAGCAGCCUGCAGGCCAACGUGCCCGUCGUCGAGUACGAGGAGUUCAUCGCCGAGUCGGGGGGGCCCUUCGUGGAUCAGGUGCUGGUGCUGCAGAACUACGCGGAGGGCUGGACGGACGGGAAGUGGGAGGAGAAGGUGGACGAGCGGCCAUGCGUCGAGCGCCUCAUGUACUCCAGAGACAAGCAGGGCUACUACAGAGGCUGGUUCUGGGGGUAUGAGGAAACCCGAGGGCUGAACGUCACCUGUCUGUCAGCCCAGGGACACGCCUCCAUCCUGGCCCCGCUCCUGCUGAACAACAUCACAUCCACAUCAGUAAUGCUGGACCGAGCAGAGACUCUUCUCCAUGAUCAUUACGCUGGAAAAGACUAUUGGGAUACGAGACGCAGCAUGGUCUUUGCGAAACACCUGAGAAUAAUCGGGGACGAGUUCCGUGCCAAGUACCUGAACUCCACCGAUGAGACCGACCGGACUGUUUACAAUGAGGACUGGACCCGUUUGAAGGCUAAACUGGGCAGUGCAAAGGGGGGCCCGUACCUGGGGGUGCACCUGCGGCGGAAGGACUUUAUCUGGGGCCACCGAGAGGACGUGCCCAGCCUUAAAGGGGCGGUGAAGAAGAUUCGCAGCCUGAUGAAGAAGUACAAGCUGGAGAGGGUCUUCGUCGCCACCGAUGCCGUCGAGGAAGAGCUGGAGGAGCUGAAGAGGAUGCUGCCUGAGAUGGUUCGGUUUGAGCCCACCUGGGAGGAUCUGGAGCUGCUCAAAGAUGGGGGCGUGGCCAUUAUCGACCAAUGGAUUUGCACGCACGCCAGGUACUUCAUCGGCACUGCCCUGUCCACCUUCUCCUUCCGGAUCCACGAGGAGAGGGAAAUCCUGGGCUUUGACCCCAAGACCACCUACAACCGAUUCUGCGGCGACAACGAGAAGGACUGCGAACAGCCCACCCACUGGAAAAUCGUCUACUGACCUUCGAACCCGUCUUCAGCUCUGGGAGACCAAUAACAAAAAUCGGUGUUCACGUGGAAUUUUUUUCUGAAAUUCACUAGGCCAUUUUUUUUUUGGUCUACAAAAUGAAUUUUUACUUUUUUUUUUUUUUUUUUUAAUAGAACAAAAAGUAUUUCUAUUCAUAGUUCAGAAAGGAACAAAAGCAGUAGAGUUACGGUUGCUAUGGAACUUGGAAUGCGAUCGUCAUGACGGUGACGGUGAAAGAAAUGACCGAACCAGUCCGGAUGGAUCUCUGCUGCACUGAGCUUCUCAGUGCGACUUGAAGUCAACAUCCACGCCUCAGCUCAUUCAUGUGUACCUUGACGUGUACAAAUCGAUCGCUCUACAGUAUUAAGUGCCUCUGUAGCUGCCGGCACUUGCUGGUGGAUGCAGAAAUUAGUAAGUGGUGAAUGAGCUGGCGUUGAAACAGGCAAAGGAACUGGGACAGUGAGUCAGAAGGACGACGACGACUUCUUUUGAAGACCACCCUAUGUACUACCUGUUCUGGAAGCCUCUUAUCCCUUAGAGUUUCAUACAGUUUUUCCACAGUUACUGCGCUCAUACGCCAUGACUGUAGAACCAUGCAGACCACAGGGACUGAGAAAUGGAGUCACCAACCUUUUCUCCAAUUUUAAUUUAUUAUUUUACAUAAGUAGUACAUGCGUUUUCCUUACUUGCUUAUAAGGUCCUAUGGUUUCAAGUGUCAGUCAAGUUUGUUAUAUACUUUACAGAUGAUUUUUGAGGUGUACACAGUCACAGUAUUCAUUUUUUGUUGUAUUGUUCUCUUUCCAGCUGUGCCAGUUCCUAAUUGUGCCAAAGACAAUAUUGUUUGGGUGCGUGCUCGUUUUAAAAAGAACCCUGCAAUAUUUAUAAUGGACCUUAAAUCCCCUUCCCUGUUUGACCAUUGCGUGACACUCAUUGAAAGGGGGAGUGAACUGUCAAGUCUAAUAUCCUAUGAGAUUCUACAAUGGUGGGCAAUUUGAAACCACCUGAUUCCAUAAAAAAAGAAAUCCCUAUAUAUUUUUUCUUUGUAAAUGAGGGAAGCAUGUGUAAUUUUUUUUUUUUUUUUUAAAUAAAAGAUGUUCAUUUAAAACCAUGUGGAAAGAUUAUGUACUAUUGGAUAUAGUUGUCUAUGAGUUACUUGUAAUUAUAGGAAGCCAAACUACGAACACAAUGUUUAAUAUUAUGUGUAAGUAUUUUACAUCACUAUUUUUAAUAAAACACAAUCAACAUGG
Messenger RNA from Anguilla anguilla (European eel), 2635 nucleotides. RefSeq names its product protein O-fucosyltransferase 2 (gene pofut2). NCBI's taxonomy places the organism in Eukaryota, Metazoa, Chordata, Actinopteri, Anguilliformes, Anguillidae. The record is from RefSeq and is a predicted model, not a curated record. Gene Ontology annotation, molecular function: peptide-O-fucosyltransferase activity. The transcript is spliced from 9 exons. Gene Ontology annotation, biological process: protein O-linked glycosylation via fucose. Bases 27 to 1382 code for a protein of 451 amino acids.